CCGUAGUUUUGAUUUUUAAGAUUCUAAUCUAAUUUAAGAUUCUAAUUUUCCAUUGUGAAAAUGCUGUAGAAUGUCUAUGAUGUCCGAUUCUUGAAAGCACAAUUGAUCAGUAAACAGAAAUAGGUGUUAUGCACACAGCAGGGUCGUGUGUGUGUGUGUGUGUGUGUGUGUGUGUGUGUGUGUGUGGAGAAGGACCGUAUCCCCGAUCCCAGAGGAAAUUGACUAUUCAAGAAUGUUUGUUCCAAGAUCACUGAAAAUCAAGAGGAAUUCUAAUGAUGACCUCAAAGGCUGUGUAGGUAAGAAAAGUAAGCCAGAAGCGGAAGACGUUCAGCUGGACAGCGCCGGAGCCAUUCCAGUUCACGCUUCAGUUACCAAAGAAGCUGUCGCUGCCGACAGGCCCGGCAGUGCCUCAAGCCCCUCACCCAGGCCCUCUGGCCAGUUGGCUGAGGCUUGUUUGGUAGGACCUGAACAAGGUGCGAAGGACAGCGUUCCUUCCGAAGAGCCUGUGAAGUCAUUUUCCAAAAGCCAGCGCUGGCCGGAGCCUGGGGAGCCCGUGUGCGUUGUCUGUGGUCGCUACGGGGAGUACAUCUGUGAUAAGACUGACGAGGAUGUGUGCAGCUUGGAGUGCAAAGCGAAACAUCUGCUGCAGGUUAAGGGAGAGGAGCAGUCGCCGAAGGCCAGCAGCCCGCAGAGAGCUGCCUCCGAGCCCGAGACCCCACUGGGUGCCUUUUAUGUCUAUAGAGAGCACCCAUUUAUUGGGACCCUGAGAGAGGACCAGAUUGAAACACUCAAACAGCAGCUGGGAAUCUCGGUUCAAGGACAAGAAGUUGCCAGACCCAUUAUUGACUUUGAGCACUGUGGCUUCCCUGAGACCUUAAAUCAGAACUUGAAGCAGUCGGGCUACGAGGUGCCAACUCCCAUCCAGAUGCAGAUGAUCCCUAUGGGGCUUCUGGGAAGAGACAUUCUGGCCAGCGCAGACACCGGCUCAGGAAAAACAGCUGCUUUCCUCCUUCCCGUUAUCAUGCGAGCUUUAUUCGAGGACAAAACUCCAUCGGCACUCAUUCUUACACCAACGAGAGAACUGGCCAUCCAGAUAGAGAAGCAAGCCAAGGAACUCAUGAGUGGUCUGCCACGCAUGAAGACGGUACUUCUCGUGGGGGGCCUGCCUUUACCCCCACAGCUCCAUCGCUUACGCCAGCAGGUGAAGGUUAUCAUAGCAACCCCCGGACGACUUCUGGAUAUAAUAAAACAGAACUCCAUAUCACUUGGUGCCAUAAAAAUUGUGGUAGUAGACGAAGCUGACACCAUGUUGAAGAUGGGCUUUCAACAGCAAGUGCUUGACGUUUUGGAAACCACUCCUGCUGAUUGUCAGACCAUCUUGGUUUCUGCCACGAUCCCAGGCAGCAUAGAGCAGCUUGCAGAGCAGCUUCUGCACAACCCUGUGAGGAUUAUCACUGGGGACAAGAACCUGCCCUGCCCCAGCGUGCGGCAGAUCAUCCUAUGGGUAGAAGACCCAGGCAAAAAGAAGAAGUUGUUUGAAAUCUUAAAUGAUAAGAAGCUCUUUAAACCUCCAGUGUUAGUAUUUGUGGACUGCAAACUAGGUGCAGAUCUGUUGAGUGAAGCAGUUCAGAAAAUCACAGGUCUACACAGCACAUCCAUCCACUCAGAGAAGUCUCAGAUGGAAAGGAGAGACAUACUGAAGGGAUUACUGGAAGGAGACUAUGAGGUGGUGGUGAGCACAGGAGUCCUGGGUCGAGGACUGGACUUGGUCAACGUCAAGUUGGUUGUGAAUUUUGAUAUGCCUUCAAGCAUGGAUGAGUAUAUUCAUCAGGUCGGCAGGGUAGGGAGACUCGGUCAAGAUGGAACCGCGAUUACUUUUAUCAAUAACAACUCUAAACGGCUCUUCUGGGAUGUUGCCAAAAGAGUGAAGCCCACGGGAUCCAUUCUCCCCCCACAACUGCUAAAUUCCCCUUACCUUCAUGAGCAGAAGAGGAAGGAGCAACAGAAAGACAAACGGACACAGAGCAACCUGGUCACGGGGGCUAACCUCAUGGACAUUAUCAGGAAACAUGAAAGGAGCAAUUCACAGAAAUGACCUGGUAUACCACUUCCAGCAGGCUUUACUAUGUAUUA
Molecule: messenger RNA, 2133 nt
Organism: Microtus ochrogaster (prairie vole)
Lineage: Eukaryota; Metazoa; Chordata; Mammalia; Rodentia; Cricetidae
Gene: Ddx59
Product: DEAD-box helicase 59
Exons: 8
Coding region: 233-2095 (620 amino acids)
Cellular component (GO): cytosol
Molecular function (GO): ATP binding; nucleic acid binding; RNA helicase activity
Source: RefSeq, a predicted model, not a curated record